GUGCUAGUCAGUCUUUCAGUGGAGCGAUGACCCGCAUUACACGAAUGUUUUCUAGAAGACCUCGCAUAAAAGUCGGUGCGGCUUUGACCGCGUGCAGAUGUUUCCACACAGAACCAGUAAGAACUUCAUAUUCAUUGAGUACACUAACAACGCAGUGACCUGCAUUCACACUGACCUUGCAGUGGGACUCCUCACCUUGCAGGUCGGACAUGAAUCCAGCGGACUUCCGAUAGUUCAUCACAGCAAGUAUGUGUGCGACCUCCCACCCAACCACAGGUUCCCCAUGGGCAAGUUCCCCCGGGUUCUGCACCAUUUAAUCAAAGAUCAAGUCAUUACAGAGAAACAGGUGUGGGUCCCUGAAAUUGCCUCGAAAGAUUUACUCAGCUGUGUGCACACUGAGGACUACCUCAACAACUUCAUGAGUGGGAAAACAAAUGAGCAAGAACAGAGGAGGACAGGUUUCCCCUGGAGUGAAGGUAUAGUGAGACGCUGUCGAUAUGAAACGGGUGGGACUGUUCUAGCUGCUGAAGUAGCUCUGCAGAGGGGUCUGGCCUGCAGCACAGCAGGAGGAACCCAUCAUGCGUUUCCAAGCUACGGUUCAGGGUUUUGUCUCCUCAAUGACUUGGCAGUUGCAGCCAAAUACCUGAUGGGCAGCUCCUCGCCCAAAAGGAAGGUUCUGAUUGUGGAUCUAGAUGUGCAUCAGGGCGACGGCACUGCUUUCAUUUUUAAAGAGGAGCCCUGCGUGUUUACAUUUUCUGUGCAUUGUGGGAAAAACUUCCCCCUCCGUAAACAACAGAGUGACCUAGAUGUCAGCGUGGAGGAUGGGCUGGGAGACGAGGAGUACCUCUCCACAGUGGAGGCCCACCUCCCCCGGCUGCUGGAGACCUUCCGUCCAGACCUGGUCCUGUACGACGCAGGCGUCGACCCUCAUGGGGAGGAUGAACUCGGGCGGCUCCGUCUGACCGACCAAGGGCUGUAUCAGAGAGAUCUGUACGUGAUGAAGACCGUGGUGAGCAGAGGCGUUCCUCUCGCUGCCGUUAUCGGAGGAGGAUACUCGAGAGACAUCGACAAACUGGCCGUCAGACACUCCAUCGUUCACAGAGCAGCAACUCGGGUACGGUACACGGGGAAAAAACCAGAUGUUGGAUGAGGCUUCUUCAUACAACAGUGUUUACUUUAACAGUCUACAACAUGUCAACUGUUUCAGUGAACAAGAGUGGAUUUUGCAUUAAUGCUCGUCAUAUUUCAGGUGUGGAGGGAGUGUGGAAUGUGAAACCUUUAUGCCCUAAAUCAAGAGGAGCCUCAGAGCCAAACCGGUACUUGAUCUUCAGGAGCCAAUAUUUAUAUAACGGAAGUAAAAAACCUGGUAAUUCUACAUUAUAUGAAUCAAUACUUGUUUUAUAUACUGUAUAUCUAUUCUGUACAUGCAGCACGAUUCAUUCCUCACUGAUUCUACCGUCUGCUCAGAGUAUCUGAGCUCUACUCAGGAUAUUUUAAUUUAGGAAUGGUCACGCAAGUGGCUAUCACAGUGUGUGGUAUGUUUUGUCUGAAGAGUGAUUUAACAUGCCGUUUACCUCAUCAAGAUACUGCAUCAGUACUUCUAUAGUAGCAACUAUCUGUGUAACUAUUACACUAAUAAACACAAAUUGAGAAUCCUCCAAGUUAUUACAGGUAUCAUUCAUGACAGUAAAUGCAGCACAACACCACUCAUAAACAAAAAUAUUUAUUAAAGGAAAACCAAAAAAAACUCAAAAGUAUUUAUAUCAGGUCACAUAAGACAUGAAUGUACCAGUGUCACUUCAGAACAAACACAGCUGGUCGACGCACACUGUACUGAUCAGGAUAUGCACCGUCCUUGGCACAUAUGUUUCAGAUCUGACCGUGUUUUUAUGUCAUUCACCGACAUCAAGCAGCGACAUAUUUGUGGUACAGUGCAAUGUUUAUUCACAGUAUAUGAGGCAGUGUAUUUG
This is a messenger RNA of Anarrhichthys ocellatus (wolf-eel), 1970 nucleotides long. It is a transcript of the gene hdac12, whose product is annotated as histone deacetylase 12. Gene Ontology annotation, biological process: epigenetic regulation of gene expression. NCBI's taxonomy places the organism in Eukaryota, Metazoa, Chordata, Actinopteri, Perciformes, Anarhichadidae. Bases 98 to 1150 code for a protein of 350 amino acids. The record is from RefSeq and is a predicted model, not a curated record. The transcript is spliced from 6 exons. Gene Ontology annotation, molecular function: histone deacetylase activity.